Messenger RNA from Nerophis lumbriciformis (worm pipefish), 2443 nucleotides. RefSeq names its product POU class 4 homeobox 4 (gene pou4f4). NCBI's taxonomy places the organism in Eukaryota, Metazoa, Chordata, Actinopteri, Syngnathiformes, Syngnathidae. Gene Ontology annotation, molecular function: DNA-binding transcription factor activity, RNA polymerase II-specific; RNA polymerase II cis-regulatory region sequence-specific DNA binding. Gene Ontology annotation, biological process: regulation of transcription by RNA polymerase II. The record is from RefSeq and is a predicted model, not a curated record.
GUCUGACAGGCGAGGGAAGGAGAUAAGGUUUUCAGCGCCUGGAGGACCCCUACGUUGGAGUUCCUUUUCUGGUUCUCAAAAAAAAAAGAAGUUCAAGGACACUUUUUAUUCUUUUAAUAAGUUUAACACUAAAGUGUUUAAACUUUAGGUGUUUUUUUUUUCGUAUUGAGAAAACCCAACCAGGACGGGAAACGAACGAGGAAGACCGACGACGACCCUCCCUCAACCUCCGCAAUCAUGAUGUCGAUGAACAGCAAGCAGCCUUUCAGCAUGCACCCCAUGCUGCAUGAGCCCAAAUACACGCCGCUGCACUCCAGCUCGGAGGCCAUCCGCAGGGCCUGUCUGCCCACACCAUCGCUCCAAGGCAACAUCUUCGCCGGCUUCGAUGAGACUUUGCUGCAGAGAGCGGAGGCCUUGGCCGCCGUGGACAUCGUGGCCCAGAAGAGCCACCCUUUCAAGCCGGACGCCACGUACCACACCAUGACCACCAUGACCGGCAUGGCGUGCACGCCCACCUCCUCCUCGGCGCACCUGCACCACCCGUCCGUGCUCACCUCGCACCACCACCCGGGCCACCAUCAGUCGUCGCAGGGCCUGGAGGGCGACUUGUUGGAGCACCUCACCCCGGGCAUCUCCCUGGGAGGCAUGACCGGCUCGGACGUGUGCUCCUCGGCGUCGCACAACGCGGCCCACGCCGCCCACAUGAACGCCAUCAACCACAUGCAGCACCACCACCACCACCACCACGCCCAGACCAUGAACAUGCACCAGCACGGCCUCGCCUCGCACGGCGGCCUGGGAGGGGGCGGCGGCGGCGGGGAGGCCGAGCCGGACCCCCGGGAGCUGGAGUCGUUCGCCGAGCGCUUCAAGCAGCGGCGCAUCAAGCUCGGCGUGACGCAGGCGGACGUGGGCGCGGCGCUGGCCAACCUGAAGAUCCCCGGCGUGGGCUGCCUGAGCCAGAGCACCAUCUGCAGGUUCGAGUCCCUGACGCUGUCGCACAACAACAUGGUGGCGCUCAAGCCCAUCCUGGAGGCCUGGCUGGAGGAGGCCGAGCGUGCGCAGCGGGAGAAGAUGGCCAAGCCGGAGAUCUUCAACGGCGGCGACAAGAAGCGGAAACGCACGUCCAUCGCCGCCCCGGAGAAGCGCUCCUUGGAGGCCUACUUCGCCGUGCAGCCUCGGCCCUCCUCGGAGAAGAUCGCCGCCAUCGCCGAGAAGCUGGACCUUAAAAAGAACGUGGUCCGGGUCUGGUUCUGCAACCAAAGGCAGAAACAGAAACGCAUGAAGUUCUCAGCCACGCACUAAAACAUUUUUUUUUUGCAAAAAAGACAAAACAUGGACUGGCUGCUACUUUUUUUUUUUUUUUUUUUUUUUAAAGGUGCUGCACUUCUUAUCUUAACAAGCCAUUUAGUUCCUUAAUUAUUCCAGGACACUAAAUGUCUUGUUAAGAUGACUCACAACAACAAAGGACCCUUUAGCAGCCUUUUUUUGCUUUUAAUUGGAUGGACACGAAGGACACUUGUGGACUUAAAAGUUGGAUUUAUUCAACAAAAGAAGAGUGGGAAAAUGACCGUGAAGGCACCGCGCUCGGACUUCUUCAUUCCUAAGGCAAUUAUUGUACAAAAAAAACAUGAGAAUAAUAACGAUGGGGAUGGAGGAAUAUCAUCCUCCUUUUAGUUAGGACAUAUCUUUUUAUAUUUAUCAGUGUACAUACGUGUGAACCGAUGUCUUCGUUUUUUGGUUGUCAGCGUUUAUUUAAUGGGGCGAGGGAGGGAAAUGAGUGUACUGUUGAAAUUCAAAAAAAGAAAAAUAAACCACACGCAUGGUUUUAAAAGAAAAGGGGGUGAGUUUGGACAAUUCCUAGCGCAAGUGAACGCAUCGCAAUAAGAAGAAAAGGGAGAAAACACACACACACAAAAGCACUAAUUCUUAUUACACACACAUUCACACAGCAGUGUUGUACUGUAGCUGUGUGUCUACCUCAUUACUACACAGUGUUUCAUGGUGAUUUAAACACACACCUUCACUAAAAAAUAACAGGAACCAAUUUUGGGAUUUUUUUGUUGUUGGUUGCACUGGUUUUUGAUGGUGAAUUUAAUCUAGAAGACUCACUGACGUGUAAAGCUGUUGUAUGUCCACCACAAUGAUGCUUCGACAAUCAAUUAUUAUUAUUAUAUUUAUUUAUAAUUCAUUGUCGACAACCAAUCAGUUUGCAUAUUAUUUAUUUUAACCCUCGGAAGCACUUUGUCGAUAAACUGAAGGGAAAUAAUAGUUGGCCUUAUUUAAUUAUUUAGACAUUUUUUGUCAACACUAUUUUAAGCCCUUAUGCUUCUAUUUAUUUAAAUUAAUUUAUUUUGGACCUUUUUUUUUUAAACGCAUCUAUUUCAUUUGUGAAAGUGUGUUUUCAAUGUGUCUGUGUAUGACAAACUGAAAUAAACCGUGCACG